Molecule: messenger RNA, 907 nt
Organism: Tarenaya hassleriana
Lineage: Eukaryota; Viridiplantae; Streptophyta; Magnoliopsida; Brassicales; Cleomaceae
Product: vesicle-associated protein 3-1-like
Exons: 8
Coding region: 114-779 (221 amino acids)
Biological process (GO): endoplasmic reticulum membrane organization
Cellular component (GO): endoplasmic reticulum membrane; plasma membrane
Source: RefSeq, a predicted model, not a curated record
GGCCGCGCCGCCUUUCUCCUUCCCUAAAAAAAAAAAAGGAUUCUCCCAUCUCAAUAUAAUGGAGUGUUGAGUCCUCUCCUCUCCCUAAGCAUUUUGUCAUUUUGUGUUGGAAGAUGAGCACCGGAGAGCUUCUCGAUGUCGAGCCGCUUGAGCUCAAAUUUCCAUUUGAAUUGAAGAAACGGAUCUCAUGUUCUGUCCGUUUGUCGAAUAAGACCGAUAGCUAUGUUGCAUUCAAGGUAAAAACAACAAACCCCAAGAAGUAUUGUGUUCGACCCAACAUGGGGAUAGUUAUGCCUGAAUCCACAUGUGACAUCAUAGUAACCAUGCAAGCGCAGAAAGAGGCCCCUCCUGACAUGCAAUGCAUGGACAAGUUUCUCUUGCAGAGUGUUAAGGCGCCAAAGGGUUCGACUCCCAAUUCAGAAAUGUUCAAUAAGAAGGGUGGAAACGUGGUGGAAGAGUGUAAAUUGCCAGUGGUUUAUGUCCUUCCACCUCCACAUCGGCCUUCUCCUGUCUCUUCUUACCCCGAGGCUUCUGCUUCUGAAAUUUCUAUUGCUGUAGAGACUUGUGAGCGGCUUGCACUUGAGGACGUAUCUAUACCUAUGGAGGCAAGGGCUUCCAUUUAUAGGCUGAGAGAGGAAAAGAAGAAGGCAAUUCUGGAAAGCAACAGGCUUCGCAAAGAACUCGAACUGCAGAGGCCUGGACAUCUCUCGUGGAUGCAUGUCCUCUUGGUCGGCCUUUUCGGGUUUUUUAUGGGUUCUCUCUUGAACAUGUGCUCCUAAGGGGAAGGGGUGAUGCUUUAAUUUCAUCGUAUGUUGUCGACGAAUUAGAAAGGAUGAGGAAGGGAGGCAUGUGAUCCAAAACAUCAAAUAAAUGGGAAUGUUUGCUUAUUUUAUUUUAUUUUUGGCUU